UAGGGGAUGGCAGGACCCAGCGCUUCUUCGAUCAGACGCUCACCGACCUCCCCUUCUUCCUCACUCUCGAGUCGACUGAUCGUUCCCCGGCGUCUUGUCGCCACCGCUCCUCUGCACAUUUCGAUGUGAUGGAGACGGGGUACGACUUCAUUCUCGGCACUCCGUGGUCUUGUCGGUUCCGCAGCACCGAGGCCGAUUGGGCGACCAACACUCUCGUUCUCAAAACGAAGUGUGGACAGAUGUAUCGCGUACCUUUCAUAGGUACCACGGCGACACCACGCCCCGAUCCUCCUCCCCCGGAGCCUUCAACGCCCACACCAUCUCCCUCUAUCACUGUCACCUCGCCUCGGCAGUUCGGUCACUUCAUUCGACAGGAUGGCGUCAUCUUCUUUAUCGUGGACGUGACGGAUCUCUUACACUAUGAUCCACCCUGUCUCGACGCCGAGCUCAUCCCUUUGGAGCCAGAUCCUCCCUCCGUCUCCAUGGCUCGCAUCUCUACUUCCGUCCCUCCGCCGUCCGUCGAGUCCACCCCGCCGUCGCGCACUGACACUGACGCUGAGAAACUCGCACGAUAUACGACUGACUUGGAACUCGCAUUUCGUGACCUCACACGAGAGUACCACGACGUUUUUCCAUCGUCGUUCUCGUACUCCGGCAUCCCACCGAUGCGUGACGUCGAGCACUCCAUUCAGCUUGUGCCUGACUAUCGUGUUCACCACCAGACACCCUACAGACUCUCGAUCCCCGAGGCCACCGAACUCAAGCAUCAGCUUGAGGAGCUCCUGAGACUGGGUUUCAUUAAACUCAGCAACUCCCCGUGGGGUGCACCCGUCCUCUUUGCUCGCAAAGCGGACAAAACUCUCCAUCUUUGCAUCGACUAUCGCGGUCUCAACCGCUACACGGUUAAGAACAACUACCCCAUGCCUCGUUCCGAUGAGCUGUUCGAACGCCUAGCAGGCAACCGCUUCUUUACGAAGAUUGAUCUUCGUAGCGGUUACCAUCAGAUCCGCGUCGCUGCAGCCGACCAGCCGAAGACCGCGUUUCGAUCGCGAUUCGGCCACUACGAGUUCACGGUGAUGCCAUUCGGCCUCACUAACGCUCCCGCUACCUUUCAGAGGGCGAGGAACGACAUCUUCAGGGACAUCCUGGAGCAGUACGUUCUCGUCUACCUUGACGAUAUCCUGGUCUACAUUCGUACCCUUGAGGAGCACCUCAGACACCUCUGUGACGUCCUUGACCGCUUGCGCAGAUAUGGCUUCUACGCCAAGCUGAGCAAGUGCCGCUUUGCCCAACACAAAGUGGAUUUCUUAGGACACUACGUGUCUGACCAGGGUCUCCACAUGGACGACGCGAAGAUCACUGCUAUUGUGGAGUGGCCCGCUUCGCAGCUUCCUAGGUCUGACCAGCUACUAUAUUUCACCACUGAGCACAUCAAGGGUGAGACUAAUCGGGUCGCAGAUGCCUUAUUCCGGCGCCCUGACCACGACCAGGAGCACAUCCAUCUCUCUUCCAUCUCGGUCACCGCUGUCCACCACUCGGUGAUCGAUGAGUUUCGCACUUUGUAUCGCCACUGCCCCGACUAUUGUGAUAUCCACACGACCCUUCGGAGCGGCAAGACCGUCCCGAACUCCUCUCUCGGGGACAACGGUCUUGUGUACUGGCACGGUUCACAGGGUACCAGAGAGGCCCGUAUUUACGUUCCCUCCACUGGACAGCUACGUGUCGGAGCAGUAGCAGAGUUCCAUGACCAGGCAACCGCCGGUCAUAUGGGCUUCCACAAGACGUUGGCUCGUGUAAGCCGCCUGUACGUAUGGCCGAAGCGCAAGGACUUUGUGAAGGACUACAUCGCAGAGUGUCCCACCUGUCAGGAGGUGAACAGUGCGAACCACUUGCCUUAUGGUUUGCUCCAGCCUCUUCCUAUCCCUGAGGGUCAUUGGCAGUCCAUCUCGAUGGACUUUAUCCCUCCCAGUCAUGAUGCUAUCCUGGUCGUCGUCGACCGCUUCACGAAGCGUGCACGCUUUGUUCCGUGCCGCUAUGCCAUCAGUGCGCGUGAGGUCGCCGACAUCGUGUUUGACCGAGUCGUGCGUGACCACGACUUACCUCUGAGCAUCAUAUAUGACCGUGACCCGCGCUUUACCAGCCAAUUCUGGCGACGGCUCCACGAGGUAUACGGCACUCAGCUCCACUUCUCCUCGUCUUACCAUCCUCAGACUGAUGGUCAGACUGAGAUCACGAACAUGACUCUCGGAGAUAUUCUCCGAAAGAUUGUUCGUGACGACCAGCAGUGGGAUCUCCAUCUUGCCCACGCGGAGAUAGCCUACAACCACGCCGUCUCGCCACCCACGGGGAUGUCGCCUUACUAUUGCGACCUCGGCUAUCACCCGCGUGUUUCCGCGGACUUCCUUCGACCGUCCCAGAUGCACCCCGACACGAGUUGUCCCGCGCUGGAUGACUGGGUUGCACACAUGACGUCGAUUAUGAAGACCGCACAUGAGCAUAUAGCCGCUUCCCAGACUCGCAUGGCAGCACGUGCGAACCGAUCGAGGAUGGAUCACCCAUUCAAGGUCGGUGAUGAUGUGCUUAUCGACGCCCGCCACUUACAGCUCGAAGCGGACACGCUUCGCAAGUUUCGGCGUCGCUUCUUUGGCCCAUGCCGCAUCCUCCAGGCCGUCGGUUCUGAUACGGCAUCUAGCCCGGUCAGCUUUCGUGUGAAGCUGCCCGACUACCUACGCCAGGCUCGUGUGCAUGAUGUCUACCACGUCUCGUUACUGCCUCCUUACCGCAGACCGUCUAAGCGUUUCGCUGGACGACCAUACGAGCGCCCUCCACCCAUCAUGGUGGACGGCCGCGAGGAGUUCCUCAUUUCAGACAUCAUUGGUCGCCGAGUCACCGACGACAACCCUCCCCACGUCGAGUAUCUCGUACGUUGGAAGUGUUACCCUAAUGAGGAGGCUACAUGGGAGCCCCUCGAACACUUGCAGCACGCUCGCAUGUUGGUGCGUGCUUAUGACCGUGCUCGUCGUGCUGGGUUCACUGCUCCUCCUCAACCCACUGACCCUCCUCCUUCUCCCCCGGCUGAGGAGACCGCUGAAGUCGAGCCUGCUCCAUCUGAGGUAGACCUUCAGCAGCAGCCAGAUGCUUUUAAGCGUCCACAGCGCACUCGUCGUCGUCCUGCUUGAUACGACGAUUGACUCUGACUUACCUUCCCACGUCCUUGACUUCUCAGUACUCCAUCCACUCCAGUUUUGCUACUUCGGCUCGUCGACGUUGCGGCUCUUCCUCGACGGCAUUCCGGACUUCUCAUCGUGGACGUCAUCGGCAACUUCAUGGACUUCGUCACGAUCAGCUCUGCCUACUUCAGACGUCGCCACUCUCUUACCACUUUACCCUGUACAGUACCCUGCUUGUGUCGCAUGAUGGUCUCCCUUUAGCCGGGUUCCUCUAAGUUGGGCUCUCCCUCGGUAUACGCAUAGGCAUCGGGACCGUAGUGGUGCCCUGGCUUCCCAUCUUACGGAUCUAGCUCCGACUUCCCUCACUUUAGGAGUCAUUUGCAUGRUUCCCUUACCCAUCAUCUUUCUACCMUUCGCCGGCCCUCACGCCCUAGUUAGGCAGCCCCGCAUGCUUCAUCUAGGUGCGCCCAGUAUACCAGGCUCCCUUGUUCCCUUGCAUGGUCGACCCUCCAUAGCGGUCACCCCUUAGUCGAGCAUUACCCGCCCUGAU
Messenger RNA from Chara braunii, 3720 nucleotides. NCBI's taxonomy places the organism in Eukaryota, Viridiplantae, Streptophyta, Charophyceae, Charales, Characeae. The record is from the annotation of a GenBank genome assembly.